Penicillium argentinense is the source of this 738-nucleotide messenger RNA. Its product is annotated as dolichyl-phosphate beta-D-mannosyltransferase. The transcript has 2 exons. Gene Ontology annotation, biological process: protein O-linked glycosylation via mannose; GPI anchor biosynthetic process. Gene Ontology annotation, cellular component: endoplasmic reticulum membrane. Lineage: Eukaryota; Fungi; Ascomycota; Eurotiomycetes; Eurotiales; Aspergillaceae. The coding region runs from base 1 to 738 and encodes 245 amino acids. The record is from RefSeq and is a predicted model, not a curated record. Gene Ontology annotation, molecular function: dolichyl-phosphate beta-D-mannosyltransferase activity.
AUGGGCGACACCAAGAACAAGUACUCGGUUAUCCUACCCACCUACAACGAGCGGGAGAACCUCCCUAUUAUUGUCUGGCUAAUCCAGAAGACCUUUACCGAAAACAAGCUUGAUUGGGAAGUCGUUGUUGUCGACGACGGUUCCCCUGAUGGCACGCUCGAGAUCGCCAAGCAACUCCAGAAACUCUACGGCCCCGAACACAUCAACCUGAAGCCCCGCGAGGGCAAGCUCGGCCUCGGCACGGCCUACGUUCACGGUCUUGUUCACUGCACUGGCAACUAUGUGAUCAUCAUGGACGCCGACUUCAGCCACCACCCGAAGUUUAUUCCCGAGAUGGUCAAGAUCCAGAAGGAGACUGAUGCAGACAUCGUCACUGGCACCCGCUAUGCGACUCGUGGGGAUAUCAAGGGCGGUGUUUACGGCUGGGAUCUGUUCCGCAAGUUCACUUCGCGUACCGCCAACUUGAUCGCGGAUGUCAUGCUUAUGCCCGGCGUCAGCGACUUGACCGGUAGCUUCCGUCUGUACAAGAAGCAUGUUCUUGAGAAGGUCAUCACCAGUACUCAGUCCAAGGGCUAUAGCUUCCAGAUGGAGAUGAUGGUCCGAGCCAAGGCCAUGGGUUACAAAGUGGAGGAAUGCCCCAUCACAUUUGUGGACCGCAUUUACGGUGACAGCAAGCUGGGUGGAUCCGAGAUUGUCGAGUACCUUAAGGGUGUGUUCAAUCUCUGGCUGAAGGUUUAA